Dendrobium catenatum is the source of this 1383-nucleotide messenger RNA. RefSeq lists its product as uncharacterized. The record is from RefSeq and is a predicted model, not a curated record. Lineage: Eukaryota; Viridiplantae; Streptophyta; Magnoliopsida; Asparagales; Orchidaceae. The transcript is spliced from 3 exons. The coding region runs from base 1 to 1314 and encodes 437 amino acids.
AUGACCAUUCACAAUAAUGUGUCAUAUGAGAUUCUUACACAUCUCAAAAAGCAUGGCCUAGAUGUGACCAUUCACAAUAAUGUGUCAUAUGAGAUUCUUACACAUCUCAAAAAGUAUGGCCUACAUGUAACCAUUCAUAAUAAUGUGUCAUAUGAGAUUCUUACACAUCUCAAGAAGCAUUGCCUAGAUGUGACCAUUCACAAUAAUGUGUCAUAUGAGAUUCUUACACAUCUCAAAAAGCAUGGCCUACAUGUGACCAUUCAUAAUAGUGUGUCAUAUGAGAUUCUUGCACAUCUCAAAAAGCAUGGCCUAGAUGUGACCAUUCACAAUAAUGUGUCAUAUGAGAUUCUUACACAUCUCAAAAAGCAUGGCCUACAUGUGACCAUUCAUAAUAUUAUAGGUCGUGCUUUUAUCAACCGUGAUCGAGAAGCUGCAGAUCUUCGACUUUAUCAAGAUUACUUUUCAAGUAAUCCAGUGUACAAUGAUACAAUGUUCCGACGGAGAUUUCGAAUGUCUCGAAGAUUAUUUAUGCGUGUCCUUGACGCAAUAAAAGCACAUAAUAUCUAUUUUCAGCAACGAAUUGAUCGUGCCGGUAAGUUUGGUUUAUCACCUUUCCAAAGGAUGUUAGCAUAUGGAUUACCCGCAGAUGCUACAAAUGAAUAUAUUAGAAUAGGUGAAUCAACAACAAUUGAAAGUGUGAAGAGGUUUUGUAGAGCAAUAGUUCAGAUAUUUUCAGAACAAUAUUUAAGAUCACCAACAGUCAAUGAUGUGGCUAGACUUCUUCACAUUAAUGAACAACGUGAUUUUCCAAGUCAAGGUAUUGCUCCUCCCUGUUAUUAUGUCAUUCAAGGAAAAGAAUAUAGGGGUUAUUAUUUGGCUGAUAAUAUAUAUCUGAAAUGGUCAACUAUUGUUCAAACAAUUCAAGAACCACGUACUCCAAAGAAACAAUAUUUUGCAAUGAAACAGGAAGCAUGUAGAAAAGAUGUGGAACGUGCUUUUGGAACUCUCCAAUCUCGUUUCGCAAUUGUGGCAAGACCUGUACGUUUUUGGAGAAAAAAUGUACUGCGUGAUAUUAUGACUACAUGCAUAAUUUUGCAUAAUAUGAUAAUUGAAGAUGAACGCAAUCUCACUAGACCAGGUCAAGUUCCAAGAGAAGCGCCACCCCCGGAUGUAGAAAAGGUGACGGAUGAAAAUAUCCAAUUUCAGGAAUUUAUCGCUCGCCAUAAACAAAUCAGAAACAAAGAGGCCCACAUUGCACUGCGAAAUGCUUUGAUUGAUCAUUUGUGGGAUCAAUAUACUAAUACUAAUGUUUAGUUGCCUUGUAUUUUUCUCGUUCUUAUUUAUGUGUUCUAAUGUAAUUUUCAAUUUAUUAACUAAAUAUUU